Molecule: messenger RNA, 1384 nt
Organism: Musca domestica (house fly)
Lineage: Eukaryota; Metazoa; Arthropoda; Insecta; Diptera; Muscidae
Gene: mRF1
Product: peptide chain release factor 1-like, mitochondrial
Exons: 1
Coding region: 100-1332 (410 amino acids)
Biological process (GO): translational termination
Molecular function (GO): translation release factor activity
Source: RefSeq, a predicted model, not a curated record
GAUCCUAUAACCGAUAACGAUAAAUAACACCGGUUGACCAUAUGGUCAAAAUUGUUUACUUUUUUACUUCAAUUUGCCUGUUAUAAAACUAAAAAUAAGAUGUUUUUAAAUACAUUAUCUAAAUUAAGAUACUCACGUGUGUUAACGUUGAAUCUAAGCAAAUUUUCGACGACCUUACAUACUUCACCCUACCAACGUGGCCAUGCAUUUUCCACCGUUAGUUCGCCCAACUUCUUGGACUUCCAGAAUGAAAAGUUACAACAGCUUCUGGAAUCUUUGCGGAUAGAGUUUUACGACUUGCGAGUUAACUCGUCCGGCAGUCAAAAGGAAUACCAGCGAAUGAGCCAAUUGUCAGAUAUUGUUAAAAUGCUGGAACAGCAUAGAGCUCUGCAGGGUAAUAUGACUUCGAAGGAGGAAAUUGAAGCAGAAAAGGACAGUGAUAUGCGACAGUUAAUCGAAGAAGAAAAUCAAGUGUACGCUGACUUGAUGAAAAAGACGGAAGCUGAUCUCCUUACUAAAAUGUUGCUUCUGGCUGACAGCGAAUACUAUCCAUCGUUGAUUUUCGAAGUAAAUGCUGGAGCAGGGGGUCAGGAAGCAAUGCUUUUUGCCAGAGAAUUAUACGACAUGUACAUCAAUUUCUUUGAUAACAAUGGCUGGGACUAUGAUGUUCUAGCUGAAGAUAUUACAGAUAUUGGAGGUCUGCGACAUGCCAAUGUCAUAGUCAACGACGAUCAAGCUUAUCAAACGAUAUGUUACGAAGCUGGAGUACAUCGCGUUCAAAGAGUGCCGGCUACUGAGAAAUCUGGUCGCAUACACACAAGUACGGCCUCAAUAGCCGUUAUUCCAAGGCCAGCCGACAUUAAUGUUGUUAUAGCGGAAAAGGAUUUGAAAAUCGAAACGAAAAGAGCCAGUGGCGCUGGAGGUCAACACGUAAAUACCACUGAUUCCGCAGUGCGGAUUGUGCAUUUGCCAUCAGGAAUUGCCGUUGAAAGCCAAUCGGAACGAUCUCAAAUCAAAAAUAGGGAAAUUGCUCUGAAACGUCUGAAAGCCAAAUUAGAACAAAUACAACUGGAAUCAGCACAAGCCUCCACAAGAGCAACACGAAGAGCCCAGCAAGGCAAUUUAGAUAGAAAUGAAAAAAUUCGCACUUACAACUUUGUACAAGAUCGUAUUACGGAUCAUCGUAUACAGGGCGGUACUGUACACAAUCUUAAAGAGUAUCUUCAAGGCGGCGAGCAUUUAAAUAGUCUGAUGCAAAAAGUGGCCAUUGAAUGUCGGAAAAAGAAAUUGGCAGAUAUUGUUGAAAAUUGGAAAAUGCCGGAUACAAAAUAAUCGAAUUAAAAAAAAAAAAACAAAUAAAUCAAAAGUUGUUAUAAAUGUUAAA